Messenger RNA from Mugil cephalus (flathead mullet), 26379 nucleotides. It is a transcript of the gene pclob, whose product is annotated as piccolo presynaptic cytomatrix protein b. Bases 47 to 23266 code for a protein of 7739 amino acids. The record is from RefSeq and is a predicted model, not a curated record. Gene Ontology annotation, biological process: protein localization to synapse; presynaptic active zone assembly. The transcript has 36 exons. Gene Ontology annotation, cellular component: axon; cytoskeleton of presynaptic active zone; GABA-ergic synapse. Gene Ontology annotation, molecular function: structural constituent of presynaptic active zone; protein binding; metal ion binding. Lineage: Eukaryota; Metazoa; Chordata; Actinopteri; Mugiliformes; Mugilidae.
GGUAGAGGAGGAGGAGGAGGAGGAGGAGGAGGAGGAGGACCCAAAUAUGUUCUCCUCCAAAUUUCUCAGCGGGGCUAAUCCCCUAACUGCCAUGUCCUCUGCUGUAAAUAAGUUUGGUUUGUUUGGAGAUGAUGGAGAGGGGGACAAAAAAUCAUCUCCCCAGCAGGGGGCAAAGCCAUCUGGAGAGCAGCAGGCAGGAGCUGGCUCUGGGAAAGGCCCACAGCAGCAGCGGGGCCCCCCAAAAUCAGGCCAGAGUCCACCUAUGCAAAAGACUCAGCCUCCUACUAAGCAAGGCUCACCACAGCUGCAUGAGAAUGGACAGACUGGACCUUCAAACAAGCCUGCUGGGCAGCAAGUUACUUCAAAGCCAGGAACACAGCCUGAUGCUCAGUUUAAAGGAGAACCCCCCAAAAACCAACCUAAAGGUCCAACGCAGCAAGGUUCACCUAAGCCUGGAGCUCAACAGCAGAGUCUUUCAAAGAGUGGAGCACAACCUGGAUCUCCUAAGUUAUCAUCUCAACAGCAGGUCCCACCUAAGGCAGGGAUGCAACAGCAGGGUCCUGCUAAGACUGGCACUCAACACCAAGAAUCAGCAAAAGCCGGGAUGCAAGGGUCAACAAAGGUUGGGACUGAGUUGGGACAGCAACAGCAGGGGUCACCAAAAAUUGGUCAGCAGUCCUCUGACAAGCAAGGGAUUAAGGGACCUGGUACACCUGGCCAGACUCUGGCAGGGUCGUCAUCACCAGGAGUCACGAAAGCCAGGCCUCAAUCAAAAGCAGCGGCAAAGUCUCUUUGCCCAGUGUGUACAACAACAGAACUUAAUGUGCGUACCAAGGAUCCUCCGAACUAUAAAACCUGCACACAGUGUAAAACUGAGGUGUGCAGCUUAUGUGGCUUCAGCCCUCCAGACUCAGAUGGGCGUGAGUGGCUUUGUCUUACUUGCCAAAUACAGAGAGCUCAAGGAACUUCUGGAUCACCCGGGCCUCCCAUAAAAAAAGCCGCCACACCUAAUAAAACUCCUGCUCCUCAAAACCAGACACCAUCUCCUGUUCACUCCGUCAAAAAAGACUCAUCAGCACCAGGGUCACCUCAGAAAAUGCAGUCGACAAAAGUGCCAGCUAAGGGUGAAACUGUGAAAGGACCGGAAAGUCAAAAACAAGCUAGUCCAGCGCCUGUUCACAAAAUGACGCCUGAGACCCAGAGAGCAUCUCAAAAACCAUCUCAGACUGGUCCGGCUGGACGCAAGCAAAGCAGUGCCACCUCGGUUCCCAAGGAGGAAUCGGGAGGUUUAUUUGGCUUUGGUAGUGCUAAAACAGAAGCUGCAAAGCCAGAAGAGUCAGUGAGUGGGAAGAUGUUUGGUUUUGGUUCCUCCAUUUUCAGUUCUGCAUCUACUUUAAUAGCUUCAGCUGUUCAGGAUGAGCCUAAAACCACACCACCAAUUUCUCCAAAAAUGCAGCCCGCAAAGGAGACCAAGCCCUCUUCUGUCCCGAAGCCAGAGCAAAGCAAGAAACAAGAGCAUGCUCAGCAGUCAGUGGUAAAAUCCCCAUCAAUGGCUCCAAAGGCAGUAGCAACCUCCCCAAAUCCUCCGAAAGCAGGACAAACCUCUUGCCCACUUUGUAAGGUGGUGCUCAACGUGGGCGCAAAGGAUCUUCCCAACUACAACACCUGCACUGAAUGCAAAAGCAUUGUCUGUAAUCAAUGUGGAUUUAACCCCAUGCCAAAUGUAAAAGAGGGAAAUGAGUGGCUUUGUCUAAACUGCCAGGUGAAACGAGCCACUGAAGCAAGUGAACCUCAGAGAGCCACGUCUUUGGUUGGUUCUUUUAAAAAGACAACUCCACCACAGCCCACGCUACAGAAGAUGUCUGCUCCAGGCUCUCCUCAGAAAAAAGGUCCAGUGCCAGCAGCACAGCCAGCUAAGGUUCCAGAACCAGACAGUCACAAAAAGGUCAGCCCAGCUCCUGGUCAGGCAAAACCUGAGGAGAGCCAGAAGAAAGGUCCUCAGAAACAAACAGACCAGACAAGUCAAGUUGCACAAAAGCAAGGAAAUCUCAGUGCAGCUCCACAGCAAGAGUCGGGGGGCUUCUUUGGUUUUGGCAGUACUAAAAGUCAAACAGAGGCUACAAAGCCUGCUGAGUCAGUGACUGGGAAGAUGUUUGGUUUUGGUUCCUCAAUCUUCAACUCUGCAUCCACUUUGAUUACAUCAGCAGAGCCAAAAAUUACACCACCGGCUUCUCCCAAGAAGUCAGCUGCAAAAGAACAGGAGAAGAAACCAGAACAACUACAGCAAGUCAAGGCUUCACCAUCAGUACAGCCAAAAGCAGACAAACCUCCAUCGGAUAUGCCAAAGAAAGCAUCAGCUGUGCCAGUUCUUUCCAAGGCAGGCCAGUCUACGUGUCCUCUCUGUAAACUGGAACUCAAUGUGGGCUCGAAACAUCCUCCCAACUACAACACGUGUACUCAAUGCAAAAACACUGUUUGUAACCAGUGUGGCUUCAAUCCCAUGCCAAAUGUUAAGGAGGUGAAGGAGUGGUUAUGUCUUAACUGUCAGAUGCAGAGAGCAUUGGGAGCAUCUGAGCCUCCAGGAACUCCACUGAUGAAAACACAAGCCUCUCCAAAUAAAGUCACUGCACCUGUUAGUGCCCUGAAGAAGGAAACUCCUUCCCUAGAUAAAUCUCAAAAGAACGAAAUUCUAGUAUCUGCUGAAUCCAAAGUAAAGCAGGCCUCCCCAUCAGGAUCCCCACACCACAAACCACCUAUAACAGCACAGCAGCCAGCAAAGAGUGAAGUAGCGAAAGCUCCUGAAAGACAGGAGCAGGUCAGUCCUGCUACUGGUAAGAAAAUUCUACAGGAAGGCCAGAAGACAGGUACUCAUAGAUCACCGGACCAGACAAAUCAAACUGGAGUUAAUAAAAGUAAUAUUUCGUCUGCUAAACAAGAGGAAUCUGGAGGGUUCUUUGGAUUUGGUGGUUCCAAACCUCAACCUGACGCUGCAAAGCCUGCUGACUCACUGGGUGGAAAAAUGUUUGGCUUUGGUUCAUCCAUCUUCAGUUCAGCAUCUACUUUAAUAAACUCAGCAGCCCAAGAUGAGUCCAAAACAACACCACCGCUUUCUCCCAAGAUGCCUGUGGCAAACACAACCAAGUCACCUCUCGUUCAGAAACAUGAGCAGGAGAAGAAACCAGAGCAAGUUCAACAGCCCAAGACCUCUCCAUUGGCACAAGCCAAAGUUGACAAACAGCCCUCAGAGCCUCAGAAAGAUGCUGUGACUUCCUCAGCUAAAGCAGGCCAAUCUAACUGUCCACUCUGUAAGAUGGUACUCAACGUUGGCUCCAAGGAAGCUCCCAACUACAACAAAUGCACUGAAUGCAAGAAUAUUGUCUGUAACCAAUGCGGAUUUAAUCCAAUGCCAAAUGUGUCAGAGGUGAAUGAAUGGUUAUGCCUGAACUGUCAGGUGCAGAGAGCUCGGAGUGCUUCUGAACACACAGGGCCUCCAUUGAAACCACAAAAUGAAACUAACAAAAUACCUCCAUCUGCUGUACAUCCGAAAAUAACAGCUCCUAAACAAGUGGAAACUCUAAAGAAGGAACUGUUGAAAUCUGAUGUAUCUCCAAAGACAGAGACUCCUGUGCCCGAUACACUUCAAAAGAAGGGGAGUUCCACACCAGGUUCUCCUCAGAAGACACACCCUACAGCAGUAACACCCACAGUUAAGGCUGCUAAAGGGCCAGAAAAUGAAACACAGCCUAGCCCAGCUCCUGGUCAGAAAACUAUACCUGGCAGUUUAGACAAACAGAAGCCAAAUUACCAGGCACCUCAACCUGAACUAAAACAGACUAAGAUGGAAUCAGGUUUGAGUAGUCCUAAAACAGGCCCUGAUGCUUCGAAAACAACAGAAUCCAUGGGUGGAAAGAUGUUUGGCUUCGGCUCCUCCAUUUUCAGCUCAGCAUCCACACUGAUAUCAUCCGCUGUUCGUGACGAAUCCCGGACUACACCACCAGGUUCUCGUAAGAUGUCUGCACCAGCACAAGUCUCUCCCAAGAUAUCUGCUAUGCCCAAGAUUUCUCCAAAAACCACGCCAACAGUUUCUCCCAAAAUGUCGCCAUUGAGAGAACCAAAAACUGUUGCUCAGAAGCCAGAGUCGGAGAAGAAACCAGAUGAAUCCAAACAGGACAAAAAUCCACCACUGCCACCGAAGACAGCAACAACCUCGCAAAAUCCUCCUAAAGCAGACCAGACCACCUGUCCACUGUGUAAGAUUGAGCUUAACAUCAGCUCCAAGGAUCCUCUCAACUACAACACGUGCACUGAGUGCAGGACUACUGUCUGUAACCAGUGUGGAUUUAACUCCAUGAAUGUAGGAGAGGUAAAAGAAUGGCUGUGUCUUAACUGUCAGAUGAAAAGAGCAAUUGGGGCUUCUGAGCCUCCAGGACCUCCCCCAUUUAAGUCUCAAACAUCACCAAAUAAGGUUCCUUCAACUGCUGCAGUUCAGCUGAAUGACUCUUCCAAAUCAGUUACUGCUCAAAAGAAGGAAAUCUCAGACCCUGCACCGCAAAAGACGCAGACUUCGGAACCAGUCUCCCCACAGAGAAAACAAUCAACACCAUCAGUUCAGUCAAGCAAAUCUGUAGCUACUAUUGCACCAGUGAAACAGGGAAGCCCAGCACAUGACCAUAAAACAUUACAAGAAAAACAGAAAAUGGUGACAGAGAAACAGCCAGAUCAAGCAAACCAACCUGGACGUAAGGUCAGUAAUGCCACUGAAGCAGUACAGCAAGAGUCGGGAGGCUUUUUUGGUUUUGGUGGUCCAAAAUCUCAACCUGAUGCUACAAAGGCUGCAGAAGCAAUGGGUGGGAAGAUGUUAGGCUUUGGUUCUUCCAUCUUCAGUUCUGCAUCCACUUUAAUCACCUCGGUUCGAGAUCAGACUCCACCGGUUUCUCCAAAGAUGUCCCCUGCAAAGGACUCGAGAACUCCAACUGUCAAGAAAGUAGACCAGGAGAACAAACCAGAGCAACCACAACAAGAUAAGGGUCCAAAACCAGUACAACCCAAAGCAGAUGACAUCAGGUCCCCUGCUUCCCAGCAGACAGAGCAGCAGAAGAAAACAGAGCCAUCCCUGCAGACCAAGACACCUCCACUGGUAAAAGCCAAAGCUCCUCCAGAGUCUCCAAAACUUACAGGAUCCUCCCAAGCAGCUGUCAAACCAGGCCAGUCCACCUGUCCACUCUGUAAGGGUGAACUCAACAAGGGGUCAAAGGAGACACCUAACUACAACAUCUGCACGAAAUGCAAGAACACUGUUUGUAACCAAUGUGGAUUUAAUCCUAUGCCAAAUGAAACAGCGGUAAAGGAGUGGUUGUGUCUCAACUGCCAGAUGCAGCGGGCUCUAGGAGAACAGCCCACAGGAGCCUCUGCUGUCAAGUCUCACACUGAAAAACUCCAAAAGAAAGAAAUGACUAACCCAGCUGAACCUGAAAAGAAAGACCUAUCAGCACCGCACUCACCUCAAAGGAAAAAAUCUGUAUCAGCGCAGCCACCUGCAUCUGAAACUGCCAACAAGCCAGUGGCUCAGAAACAGGCCAGCCCAAUUCCCUCUCAGAAAGUACCACAAGAGCCAAAGAAAAUGGCAAGUCCCAACAAAUCUCCAGACCAGACAAGGCAAAGUGAACGUAAGCAAAGUAAUGCCACUGCAGCGACACAAAAAGAGUCAGGAGGUUUCUUUGGUUUUGGUGGUGUCAAAUCUCAGCCAGAUACUGAAAAGCCGACAGAGUCUGUGUCUGGAAAAAUGUUUGGAUUCGGUUCUUCCAUUUUCAGUUCAGCUUCGACUUUGAUUACAUCAGCUGUUCAGGACCAGCCCAAGACAACUCCACCAGUUUCCCCCAAAAUGUCCACUACAAAGGAGAUCAAAUCUCUUGCUGCCAAGGAGAAAAUCAAGCCAGACCAACCGCAGCAGUCUAAGACACCUCCACUGGUACAGCCCAAAGUGGACAAAGGACUGUCAGAGCCUCCAAAGGAUGUAGGAGUCUCCCAAGCAGCUGUCAGUUCAAGCAAGUCCACAUGUCCACUCUGUAAGGUUGAACUCAACAAGGGUUCUAAGGAGCCGCCUAACUACAAUACCUGCACUGAAUGCAAGAGCACAGUCUGUAACCAGUGUGGAUUUAACCCAAUGCCAGAUGAGUCAGUGCUGAAGGAGUGGCUGUGUCUAACUUGUCAGAUGCAAAGAGCCCUCACAGCAACUGAAUCAGUACAACCUCCAGUGAUGAAACCUCUUGCAUCACCCAGCAAAAUGUCCAUACUGGCCUCUGACCAAAAAGAUGUCACUGAUAGUCAAAAGAAAGAUAUAAUUUCAACACAAAAGUCCGAAGUUCCAGACAAAACUCUGAAAGAUAGCCCAACACCAGGUCCACCACAAAAGACAACUGAUAUAAUUCAAACACCAACCACCACCUCACCACCUGCAAAAGGUAUCCUGGCUUCUAUUUCAGCCCCAACAAAAGCGGAGAAAGCUAGUUCGCCGUCUGCCAAGAAUGUUCCAACCGCCACUGUACCUUCAAACAAAGAGUUCAUUUCAGACAUUAGUACAGAACUGCCUGCUCAGUCUGCUCUUGCCACCACCUCUGAAACACCAACUAAGAAAAAAGAGGAUGCCACUCCACCCACUGUUCCCCAAACUAAAGCAGUAUCAGAAAAGAGAGAAGAUGAGAAAGCCGAAACAGCUCAGAAACCCUCUGAUCAGCUAAUCAAAUCCUCUGAUGCAGAACAGCCCCAAAACACUCUAAACAAAGGAUCCCAACUAGGUGAAACAUCAUUAGAAAAAACUGCUCCACCAGCAGCACAGCCAGCAGAACAAGAGUCAGGAAGUCCCAAAUCUCAACAUGUCGCCUCAAAAGCAACUGAAGCGAUGACAGGGAAGAUGAUGGGAUUUGGUUCAUCCCUUCUCAGCUCAGCAUCUACUUUGAUUAACUCAGCUGUUGAAGAUGAGACCAAAAUUACACAACCAGCAUCGGGAGUUGAGUCCCAGACAACAGCAAGCACACGGAGAAUGUCUGGCCAGCAAGUCUCUGACAAAAUGACAGAAUUACAAAAGUCCAGCCCUCCAGUUUCUCCAAGGAUUACUUCAGAAAAGGAGGUGAAACCACAUGCUGCUCAGACACAUGAUGUAGAGAAGAUCCCAGACCAGCAUCCGCAGGCCAAGGCUCCUGCACCAGGACAAACCAAUGGAGACAAAGGCCCAGUAGAGCCUGAAAAAACAGACGCUUCCCAAGCUGUUCCCAAAGUGGGUCAGUCUACCUGUCCACUGUGUAAGGUGGAACUUAACAUGGAUUCCAAAAAUCCUCCCAACUACAACACCUGCACUGAAUGCAAAACCAUUGUCUGUAGCAAGUGUGGCUUCAGUCCAAUGCCAAAUGUAACAGAGGUGAAGGAAUGGCUGUGUCUCAACUGCCAGAUGCAGAGAGCACUUGGAGCUUCCGAACCUCCGGGCCUUCCUAUGAUAAAACCACAACCAUCACCAAGCAAAGAGGUCCCUGCCACAACACAGAAGAAAACAACGCCAGUGUCAACUUCUCAGGGAGAUAUUCCUAAACCAGACGCAAUCAAAAAUGAAAUUGUUGAUGUUCCCACAACCAAAGAAUCUAGCUCCCCAGUACCAACAAAGAAAAUUGCCCCUACAGCUGCUUUAUUGUCUGACAAAACUGUUCCAUCUACUGUCACAAAGACUGAUGUUUCACCCACUUUACAAAAGCCUUCUGUACCAAAAGAACAGGCCGGUACCCCGCAGCAAAAGGCUGCUGCUCCAUCUGCUCCUGAGGCAGUAAAACCAUCCCCACAACAGCAUCCAAAAGCUGGGACCUCCCCACUUAAAUCUGUACCUGCUCAGCCAGCAAAACAGGACUCGGGAGGCUUCUUUGGUUUUGGUGGUCCUAAAACACAGCCUGCUGUGGCAAAAUCCAAUGAGUCUGUGACAGGAAAGAUGUUUGGCUUUGGGUCAUCUUUCUUAAGCUCUGCAUCCACUUUGAUAACCUCAGCUGUCCAGGAUGAACCUAAAACUACACCACCUAGUCCACGUAAGAUGUCCACCACAACCAAUGUCACUCCUAAAACUACACCACCAACUCCACGUAAGAUGUCCGUCACAACCAAUGUCACUGCUAAGACUACACCACCAGACUCUCCUAAAAAAGUACCUGCAAAAGACACCAAACCACCUGCUGCCCUAAAAAACGAGGAGAAGAAAACAGAAAAAGCACAGGAGGGAAAGAUUAUUUCAACAGUACAAGCCAAAGUGGACAAAGCGACUUCGGAGGUCCCCAAGGUACCAACAGAAACCCAAGGUGCUUCAAAAGCAGACCAAUCCAAUUGUCCACUGUGUAAGGUCGAACUCAAUGUGGGCUCAAAGGAUUCCCCCAACUACAAUACUUGCACAGAAUGCAAGACCACUGUCUGCAACCAGUGUGGAUUUAAUCCAAUGCCAAAUGUGACAGAGGUGAAGGAGUGGCUUUGUCUAAACUGCCAGAUGCAGAGAGCCCUAAGUGUAUCAGAGCCCACUAAACCUGCUGUAUUGAAACCACAGCCUCUGCCAAGCAAGGUUUCUACAACUGCUGAAGAAAAGGGCAUGCAGAUAUUAGACCAGAAGGAGAAGCCUACAAUAUCUGCAGAAGUCCAAAAAGAAGUCUCUCAAACAACUCUUGACAAAAAGGAAAUGCUCAAAACUGAGGACUCGGUAACAGCUGCAGUCCAGAGGAUAGAUUCAACAAUGAAGGAUUCUUUACAAAAGACACAGGAGCUUUCUGGUGUCAAACAAGGACAAGGCCAGAAUGUGACUGGGCAGCAACAGGCUAAAAAACCCCCACAUGUGACUUCUCAAAUUACAAAGCCAGAGGCAAAGCCAGUUGUUGCAAAAAAAGAAGAUGGCAAACUGCCACCACAACCUUCAAAAUCUGUGACCCCUCCCCCUAAAUCUAUACCACAGCCUGCUCAGGCUACUAAGCAGGAGUCAGGAGGCUUCUUUGGCUUUGGUGCCUCUAAAACACAACCAGCUGCAGCAAAACCUGCUGAGUCAGUGACUGGGAAGAUGUUUGGGUUUGGAUCCUCUAUUUUUAGUUCUGCAUCUACACUGAUAACCUCAGCUGUUCAAGAUGAAUCUAAAACUACACCACCAUCUUCGCGUAAGAUGUCAACUACAGCCCACGUUUCUCCCAAAACUACACCUCCAGUUUCUCCUAAGUUGGUUAAGGAAGUUAAGGAUAGCAGACCACCUUCUGCACAAAAAGCUGAGCCACCUCAACAGGCUAAGCCUACUCCAUCAACGCAGUUCAAAGUAGAGAAAGCCCCACCAGAGCUCCCAAAACCCACAGAAGUGACACAGGUUGCUUCUAAGGCGGGUGAGUCCAACUGUCCACUCUGUAAGGUCGAACUCAACAUGGGCUCCAAGGAUACUCCCAAUUACAACACCUGUACUGAAUGCAAGAACACUGUCUGCAAUCUUUGUGGAUUUAACCCCAUGCCUCAUACAGCAGUGAAGGAAUGGCUGUGUUUGAAUUGCCAGACACAAAGGGCUCUGUCAGGACAACUGGUAGACUCUGGAAAAAUGCCUCCACCUUCAGCUACACCUGCCAAGCCAGAAAUCCAAGCCACACCUGCAAACAAAAAGGCAGAUCACAAAGUUGCAGACACAAUGGCAGAGCCCAAACUUGGAGCUACAAAAUCACAACCUGUACCUGUACCUGUCCCUGUCGAGGUCAUACCAACAGUUCCAAUCACAAAAGCAAAAAUAGAAUCUACACUUGAUCAGACGGAGGCUACAGAGGUUUCAACACAAAUUGAGCCUGGGACAAUGAGCAUAACCACAACAGCAAAGGUUCCAUUGGUUUUGGCAGAAAACCAGCCUUUGGCAGAAUCCGCAACAGAUUCUUUUAUACCUAUUAUGACUCCUGUGCAACAGACAGAGUUAACGCCAAAAGCUGCACCACCAAACACUGAUCUUCACAAGACAGAAACCAUGGAAAACAAAGAUGAGGGAGUGAAAAUGGAUACCGGUGCAGCAGAAUCAACUAAAGAUACAGUGGUUGAGGCUGAUCUUCCAGCAGUUGAAGAUACAGCAUCUUCUUUCAAAGAGACUGAGGUUACAGAUGAACCCACACCCCCUAUUUCUGCAGAGGUUACAACAGUCGACAUUGUUCAUGAGACUGAGACAAAGCCGGGGCUUUCUGUUAAAGAGAGGAUUAAAACAGAGCCUGAUGAUCACAUCAAACUGACAGAGGCAGCAAAACCUCUGCAGCAAGUUGAUGUGCAACCAAAGUCUCAAGAAAAAGAUCUAGUUAUGGAAAUGGAACAAGUCAUAGCAGCUGACAGAAAGGAAAUAGAUGAUAAGCCGAUUCAAACGAUUAGUGACACCACCCCAACUGCAAAUGAGUCACAACCAGAAAGCAUUAUAUUAAAAGAUCAAGAUGCAAACAAAGAAGAGUCAAAAGAAAAAAGGAGGUUCUCUAUACCCAUUGGGCAGGUUCCAUUGGAAAAUGUUGCCCUGGUGACUACAAUGCCUGAAUUUAAAGCAGAUGAGUAUGAUGAAGAUAAACCCCAGAUUUUACCCAUUUUACUGGAAUUGACUGAUGGACAAACAAGCGAUGCAAGUAAAAAUGGUAGAAAUAAAGAUUCAUCCAUUCCAGUAAAAGAGGAGGUUAAACCUGACAGAAGGCGUCUAAGUUUCCACCCAGUUGAUGAAAGCAGUGAAAGCGAGCUCACACCAUCACCAUCACCUAAAGUCCACAGGAGGAAUCAGGAAGUGACCAAUGUUUCAUCAAGCAGUGAAGAUAUCAAAACUGAAAGCGCUGACUCCUCCGUCGAAGAUGAAGAGUUCAUCCGCAAGCAGAUAAUGGGUAUGGGUAAUGAAGAAGACAUGUCUGUAUCAGAAGACGAGAAAGAAAACAAUUUGGCAAAUGUCAAGGAGGUCGAGCUUGACAAUGCUUCAGUAACAACUCAACCACUGUCUGAAAAAGGGACCAAAGAUAAUGAAGAGAGCUCAGAUGGGAAAAAGACUCCUCCAAAAGCUGUCACUGCAAAUGAAAAUGUUCCUGAAACAAUGCCCAGGACUACUUUCAAGAAAGCUAUUCCAGUCGUGAGACAGAGACAAAGCACUGAUGAAGAAGUAGAGAGCAUUACAGAAUCCUUGUCAAAGGGCUCAUCAAGUGUUCAGGCAUCUAGUUUCACACCAGGAUCUUCACCUACUUCAGCCUCAUCUCUGGAGGAGGACAGUGAUAGCAGUCCUAGUCGCAAGAAAGUCAGUAAGGACAAACAGCAGCGAAAAGGUAAGCACAGGCAGCCAACUCAGCCUCUCCCCACCAUUGAAGAUUCCUCUGAAGAAGAGAAGAUGGGAACCCAUGCCCAACCACUGUCUCCACCCAAGGAUGUUUACUCCACAGAGGAUCUAAAAGAGGUCACCGUAACAGAUGAAAGCCAUAGAACAUCUGGCUCUGACUACUCAGCUAGCAUAGAGUCAGAACCAGAAGUCAGGCGAGCUGUACAGAGAGGACGUAAACCUUCACCAACAGUCAUACCUUAUCAUACAUCAUCUGAUCCUUUUGAAGACAAAGAUACUGUGACAAAAUCACUCAAGAGCGCUGAAGAAGCAUAUGAGGAGAUUAUUCAGAAGACAAAAGCUAUUCCAGGAGAGAGUCCUCCUGAUGUCGAACCACUUUAUGGGGGAAUGGCAAUAGAGGACUAUCUUUAUGAAUCAUUAGUUGAAGAGCCUGAAAUAAAGAUAAGUGAGUUUCAAGAAGAAGAACCCAAACACGAUACUGCCUCUGAAUCUCUUAAAAAACUCAGGUCUCCAGAGGAAGUUUAUGAGGAAAUGAUGCUGAAAAAGAGAGAACUGAUGAUGAUAGAGCAAGAAUUUCAGCAAGCCCAGACUGCCCUGGAAUCUUCCCCAGGGGGGUCAUCUGUUGCUGGUCCAUCUUCAGCUGUUGAGACCUGUGUGGUGGCCAUGCCUACAGAAGAAAUAUAUCUCACUGAACAAACUGAUAAUUCUCUAAGCGCCGAGUCCAGUGAAUUUCCAGUGAAGAAAAAGAAACGACCAGCCCCCCCACGACCUUCAGAACCACCUAAGCGACCUGAGGUAACUGUUAUUCCCAGUACUCCAAGUGGCUCUAUAGGUUUCAUUAGACCUAUGGUUCCUCAAGAUCCUGCACUCAUGAAAGCACUGUUCCCCAUACCAGACCUUAAGAUUACACAGUGUUCAUCUGGGGAGGAGGAGGAUGAUAGUCUUGCAGACGAGUACGGCAUUGGUGUUUCUUCUGAUAUUACCCCUAGUGAUGACUCAGAGACUAAAGAAGAUACAUCUAUAAGUCCACCUUUGUCUGAGACCACUGAGAUAGAGCCUAUAUGUGUGGUCUGUGAAAUUCCAGAGCCAAAACCAAUUCCAACACCAAUUUCAGCCCCAGAACUAACUACUACACCUUCUCCUGUUUCACCAAUGUCAUCUCCAACUUCACCAGCUACUCCAGAUUCCAGUUUGGAUUCUAAUGCCACAUCUUCUUCCUCAAUCCAGGCUCAAACACCUGUUUCGUCAGAUUCUACUCCACUGUCUACACCGACGCCACCAACAUCAUUUAAAAUGCAAUCACCUCCAGAAAUCUCACCAUUGCCUGUCACAAUUGCAACCGCACCAUCUACUGUACCACCAGUCCCUUGUCCUACUUCAGCCACAGUUGUAGUUACAAUACCAGAUGUAGUGUCUGAUCCAUCCACAGCGCAAUCAGCUGCAGUAGCUGGGAAUGCUUCUGUUGCUGCACCUGCAACUCCAGCCUUUGUGGAGAUAUCUUCUGCUGUGCCCGUGGUAGUCCAAAUGCCAGACUUGGUUUCAUCUCCAUCUCAAGUACCAGUUAAGGUUCCAACUGGUUUACAAGUCUCAUCAGCAACUCCAGCACCUGUUGUUGUUUCAGCUCAAACUACAGCCCUAGUUACAGCUCUACCAGUUGACGUCUCCACUCCAACUUCAACCAGUAAAGUUUCGGCUUCUGUCAGCAUGACCUCCUGCUCUGGGCCAGUUAUAGUCCAGAUGCCUGACCUUGUUUCUACAACAGCUCCGGUAUUUGGACAAACCCCACUACCAGUCUCUGCAUUCAUAACUACCAAAGCUCAAGCGCAAGCCCAAGUGGUACAUUCAGUUCCUGUGGCAUCAGCCAUUCCAUCAAUAAGUCCAGCCUUAGCUCAAACUGCCCAGGUGCCUCCACCAGCUCCAGCAUCAACUACUAUAGUCAAAAAGAAGGUCCCACCACCUCCUCCCCCUCGGUCUACUUCAGUAUCAUUACCUGAGAGUAAUGCAGACAAUAUCACACCCACUACAUUAGGAACUACAGUGGCUGGCCAGCCAAUGCAGUCUGUAGUUGUGGAUAUACAGCCAAAAAUGGAAGUAAUUCAACCAGAUAAUAUAGAUCAAGUACCUCAAGUUGUGAAACCAACCAGACAGGGUCAUGUAGUCAUCAUUGUGCCCAGUGCAGAAAAUAUAUCCCUUCUUGGACAGACCACACAAGACAAAGCUAGCACAGGGCCAAUAUCUGACACUUCUCAUCCAGAAAGUAGUCAAAUUGUCACACACCAGGCAUCAGAUACAUGCAGCACAGAUAUAUAUUCAGUAUCCAGUAAGGUGUCAGCAGUGCAAGUAGCGUCAGUUUCACCGCUUCCACCGAAACCUACACAGAUGACAAAAGCUGAACACACAUCUGACGUAUCUGCAGAUUCAACUCCACCGCCUUCCUCUGCUUUACCCAAACCAUCAGUUUAUCCUAAGUCUUCACUUCCCACUGGAGUGACAGCUGCUAUAGGAGCAGAUGCGCCUGUUUAUGUUAUAACUGGUCCAAGUCAAACUACUAAGCCUCCUCCACCUAUACCACCCAAACCUAUAUCAAUUCCAGCUGGACUGGUUUUCAGCCACAAGCCAGGAGAGAGUGUCAAGCCACCUCCUCCUGCUGUGGCCCCCAAAGCAGCAACACUACCCAGGAUGAAAGAGCCUCCAAAGGCUUUAUCACUUAGCCUGACACGACCUGUGGAAUCUAAGUUGGGUGCCUCAUCUCCUAAGUCACCUUUGUCUCCUAGACAUGCCAAAUGUUUACAGACCUAUGUAGUGAUAACACUUCCAUCAGAGCCUGGCUCACCAACAGAGGCCAUAACAGUUCAGGCACCCGUAAGACGAGGGUCCAUCCCGUCUACAAAAGUUUCAAGUGUAUGGACCCCACCAUCAGAGCAGAAAACACCCACUGAGGGAUUCUCAGCACAGGCUACAGUUAGGAGAGCUUCUGUUCCUACUGUAAGGCAACCUCCUCCGAUACCUGUAGCUCCAACUGUGGCAGAAGUGCAAGUGACAAGCUCAGAGGUAGUGGGUGUUGAAGUGCAAGGGAAGAGAGACUCUGUUCCUUCUGUAGGGCAGCCACCCCUCACUGCUGAUAUAAUUACUGUAUCAUCAGAUCAGGAAAUUCCUAUCCAGGUACAUGCUGUACCUCUACCAAUAAAGAAACCAUAUGUGCAACAACAACUAUCAAUGCCACCGCCACCACUUAAAUCAACGUCCGGGGUAUCUGUAAUGCUACCUGAGCCAGAAGUUCUUACUCAGCCACAAACAGUCCAAGUCAAAGCAAGAGCAGAGUCUAUACCAUACAUCCCCCAGCAUCCAAGCAUGACAACUGUCCUAACUAUUUCUCCAGAGGCUUCAGUUGAAGCAUUGCUUCCCCAGGCCCCAGAACUAACUGAAUUUGUGCAGUUGGAGCUGACAGAAGUUAUUACUGUACCACUGCAGCCUGAAGUAUCUGCACAAGUCCCCCAAGAGAUGCUACAUCCAGUCUACUCAACUGUUCUUUAUCCACAAGUUGACUCACAAAUAGAAAUGCAACAAAGAGAAGAAGAAAUAUCUACUGAUGUUGUUACAGAAACAGACCCAACAGGACCAUUUGAGCCAGACGUAAGUCAGCAAAUUGCUGACAAACAGCCAAUUCCAGUGUUUGAAACAUUAACUCACGCUAAAGAGCAAGAAUUGCCUACAGGUUUUAACAAUACCUGCACCAUUUCUGAAUUCUCAUCAGUACCACAAACUGCACAGCCUUUAGAAAUUCUGCCUUUGGUGACAGAGCACAUACCUAUACAGCAACCACUUUUUACAGCUGAAAUGGUGACCCUCCCUACAAAGUCUGCAUUACCCACAGAGGUUAUUACAGGUGGCACUGCUGUUGGAAUACCAGAAGUAGCAAUUGUAUCUCCAGUACCUCAACGCCUGCCUAUUGAAGUUACCCCAACAUCUGUGGUAGCUGAGUUAACAUCAGCGAGUCCAGCUGCUAAGAUGGAAACUCCUAUAACAGCUACAGUAACACCAACACAUUUUGUGAUGGAAGUUCAACCAUUUGCAACACUCGGACACACAGAUAUUCCUCCUGAUAAUUACGUUCCACAGGUCUAUGGAACAAUUACAUCAUCAGUGAUGCCCCGUUCAAUUCCACCUCUGGAGGUCAUAGCAUUGCAGUCUGGAUGUGAAACACCCACAGAGAUUAUUACAAAGGGUUCUGAUGUAAGAAGAGCUUCAAUACCAUCACCAGCAAUACAACCUCUGGCAGUGGCUGGUAUGCCAGUUAUUAAAACAGAGGAAACCACCAGUAGGAGGAGGACAUCCAUAUCAUCCAUAGUACAGCCGACACACACCACAACUGAGAUAUUUCCUUAUCCAGCAGAGUAUGACAUGCCAUCGCAAGUGGUUACAACAGAGGCUUUUUCUGCCACUAGGAGACAAUCCAUAACCAUGCAGCAACCAUUACAAUUGGUACAUGUCGUAAACAUGCCUGCUGAAAAAGAUAUUCCUGCUGGUGGUUAUGAUGGUCAGGCCCUUUACAGGAGAGAAUCUGUUCCCUCAACAGAACAGCGGCCACAAGUAUUGACUUAUCCAUCAGAAUAUGACCACCCUGUUGAGAUAAUAACUACUGACGCGUAUACCAGGAGAACGUCAAUGCCCACCAUGCAGGACAUUCCACAGGUUGUAUCUGUGGCUCCAAUUACCAUCACUAAAAUUCAGCAAGAGUCUAUUGAGAGCCAAGAGAUUAGAGGACCAGAAAAGGUGGUCUCUAGUAUGAGUCAUAUGUAUUCUUCUUCAAUUUCCACUGCAGGGCAGCCUCCUGAGAGUCUGCCCAACCUCGUAACUCAGGUGGUCACCACUGAGGUCCAGAGGACCACUGUUUCUGUUGUCCAUGAAAGACUUCCACAGGUCCCUCCACCAAGUGUAGCAAUCACUAUACAGCCAGACACAGCUAAAGUCCAACCUGUACCCAAACACAAUGGUAAGAUCAUUUAUCCUGGUGAUGUUGUUGAUUUACGCACUAUGAAGGUUGGCAUAAAGAUGACUGAGCAAGGCAUGGACCUGACCCCACCUGCUUCAUGUCGACAGUCUUUUUCAAGUGAUUCUAGUGGACGUCAAAUAACAGCAGUACAGCCUAAUAUAGUAAAUCUCAGUGCAGAAGUCACCCCUGCAACAACGCUGUCUGUUGUCACUGACAGCAUUACAAUAGUAACAUGCACAGCCACUAUAGCUUCAUAUAACAACAUUCCAGCAGAGAAACCGCUCGAUUUGCAGGGUCCUGUUACGUCAUUGCCUCUGCCUCUCACCACAUACAAAUCAUUUGAACCACUAGCGCAGAUUGUAUACAGACCUGUGAAUUCCAGACCUGCAGUCAGUGCUGCAGCAUCUGCAGCCCAGGACUUGCCCAUUAACCUUUCCUUUGAAGCUCUUGUCUCCUCCAGAGAAAAACAGCCAAUGUCCUCAGCCCCAGCAAUUAUCAGCAAUGGAGGUCCUGUACUUUCUCUAGAAGCCACAGGAGCCAUGGAUCUGUCAAACUACAGGCCAGUGAGAGCUAUGGUGACUUUGUCUGGUACUAGCCCUGGAGUGGUGACCACUGUUGUAGAGGACGAUGGGACUCCAGUGGAUCUUACAGCUGGUAGAAGAAGUGUAUGCUGUGAUGUCAUCUACAAGCUACCAUUCACAGGAAGCUGCAGAACACAGCCCCCAGUUACAAUCCAGCCUGACAAUCGGUUUGGCUAUAGAGAUGACCACUAUCAAUAUGAUAAUGCUGGAUUGUAUGGUAUCAAAGGAAUGAAUGGUAUAAAAGCAUCAAUGUCUGAGACCAACUUAACAGAGGCAGGACUGUUCUCCUAUGAUCCCAAGAGUGACUUUGACUACCUCUCUGGGUCUUCGGAUAGUGCUAUAGACCUCACUGCUGCUAAAAUUUCUGCUGGUAAAGCGCUAGACUACACUAGCAAAGCUACUGGAGUCUACCCCGUGAUGACUACUGCUCCAUACUCUCAGGUCCCUGCAGCUGGAUUUGGUGUAAAUAGUGCUCUAAGAACCUCAGAUGGAAUAGUUUACUCUUCAGUUGCUGCCCCAAUUCCAUCCACUUAUGCAAUUACAACUCAACCAGGGUCCAUCUUUAGUACUACCUUAACACCUACAUCAACAGUCCAGAACCAGUCAAUGCCACAUCCAUAUGGCUUCCUUCCCACUACAGACCCAGGACAGCUAAUUCCUUUUGACACUGGGCUACCUAAGGAGCUUCUACCCACAGCUUUGGCAGACAUCAUAACCGGCUAUCCAGACAUGUACUCAGACACCACCUUGGAAGCAAUUGCAGCCUCCCUGGAUGCCUUAGCGUCUUCCCCAAUAUUCCCUGGUUUAGACAACACCAAGAUGGCCCAGUAUCAGAUGGAGAGGGAGUUCCUAGAACUAGAGAAACUUAAGCAGCUGUGUCUUGCUGAGGAGCUGGAGUGGGAAAGGCAGGAAAUCCACCGUUACAGAGAACAGGAACAGCUUAUGGUCCAAAGGGAGCUUGAGGAACUUCAGGCUCUGAAACAACAACUUCUCCUGCAGCAAGAAGAAGAGCAUCAUGCCCAUAUGGUGGCCCAGCAGGAGACCUAUGCCCAACAGAAAGAGCAGUUGCAGCAAAUUCAACAACUGCAGCUGCAACUCCAACGACAGCUAGAUGAGCACUAUGGCAGCACAGGGCACCUUCUAGAUGCUAAAUAUGCAGGAGUAGGGGAUAGUGGUCAGUACUGGCCUGUCAAAGAUGAGUCCACAACUCCAACUGUUGGGACACGUAUAGAGGAAACCCAUGACCAGCUAAAUCUAGUAAAGCUUCAAGCUGAUCAGGACAUAGGGAAAAAAAUAAUUGAUAGUGGAGUGCAGACAGACGAUGAAGACUCAGCAGAGAAGCAACAUGUGGGAAGAAGAAAGAAAAAUAAAAGAAAUGUUGAUAGCUCAGCUCAGACUGAUGAUGAGGACCAAGAUGAAUGGGAUGCUCCCACAAAAGCUCGACGACGCUCUCGAAAGCAUAGCAGUGAUGGGAAACAUGGCUCCAAAGUAUCUAGUAUUGCUAUCCAGACAGUGGCAGAGAUAUCUGUACAGACUGACCACUCGGGAACUAUCAAACGACCCAAUGUCCAGAUGGACACAAAGGUAGAAAUUAUCAAGCACAUAUCAGCUCCAGAAAACUCUCAGAGAGGUGGUAGUCUAAGCUGUCAGACAGACUCAGACAGAAGGCACACACCCAUUGAGAUUGGGUACAGCACACAUCUAACGGCUGACGUUCCCUCCAAAUCUAAAAUCUUCUACACCCAAGUCUCCCCGCUGUCACCAGAAAAGUCACUCGGAGGACAGAGAAUGCUGACUGCUGACCCAACUAGGUUUUCUUCUGGCCCACGGAUACUAAAGCCCGGUCAGAAGUCUCUUUCUGAUCCAAAAUCCCUUACUGCUUCCGCAGACGACAGGAUGGGAGGAUACUAUGCAGACAGCUAUUCUGGCCGAGGAUCUCCCUCUGGUACAGGUAAAAAGGUUAAGCGGACACUACCAGACCCCCCACCCGAAGAUGACUCUCUGACAGGAAGGUCAGGCUACAGCACCAAUUCUGCUCGCCGCCGUCUUGCUCGUAGUACAACGAUGGCCAGGGCAAAGAUUCUGCAGGAUAUUGACAAAGAGCUUGAUCUGGUGGAGAGAGAGUCUUCAAAACUUCGCAAGAAACAGGCUGAGCUAGAUGAAGAGGAAAAGGAGAUUGAUGCCAAGCUACGGUACCUGGAGAUGGGUAUAAACCGCCGUAAGGAGGCCUUGCUGAAGGAAAGAGAGAAGAGAGAGAGGGCCUAUCUCCAGGGGGUGGCAGAGGAAAGAGACUACAUGUCAGACAGUGAAGUUAGCAACAUAAGAGAAGCCAGGGGUGAAGGACUUGAGAGACCACGGACGGCUCCCCAGUCAGAAUUUGAGCAGUUCAUCCCCCCACAGACAGAAGCUGAUUCCCAAUACAACACACUAACUAGUCCCUACUCACAUUAUCCUCAGUAUGCCCCGCAGACCCAAACCACCAGCCACUAUACCCAACAGAACUUGUAUCAGCAACAGUCCCUUUACCACCAACAAGUGUCUCCUUACCCAACCCUAUCACUCUCCCAUGCCCAGGCUCAAUCUGGCAGUUACCAACAUGCUCUGCUCUUGCAGCAGGGUAAACAACGUCAAACCACCCUUUCUGAUUUAGAGCCAAAAAUUACUACCAACUAUGAGGUGAUACGCAACCAGCCUCUUCUCAUUGUGCCAGCCUCCACAGAGAGUGGUUAUGGGGUGGCUCAUCUGGGGAGCAAGUAUGGCAACUUGGACUUGAGGCUAGGACUAGAGGAAAGAAGCAUGGCCUCUAGUCCCAUGUCUAGCAUUUCUGCUGAUUCCUUCUAUGCUGAUAUUGACCACCAUAAUGCCAGGAACUAUGUGCUGAUAGAGGAUAUAGGGGAGCUUACCAAGGCAUCGACGGGGCUGAGCAAUACUGGCUUGGGUUCUGGAUUCAACCUGCCUGAUAAGGAGUUGUCCAAGGCAGACAGACUACUCAGGGCAGCAGACGCCAGGCGCACAGCAGAGGUGGCAGAAUUUUUAGGUUCAUCUCGACUUCAGGGUUAUGGUAAAGGAGAAGAUGACACUAUGGAGGAGCCUUAUGAACUGAAGCUACUAAAACAGCAGAUCAAGCAGGAGUUCAGGCGAGGAACUGAGGGACUAGAACACUUAACAGGACUAGGGCUGCCCCACUAUCUCCCCAGUGACAGCAGUUUUCGCCAUUUUCCUAAAGGUGAGAAAUAUAGUAUUGGUCGUCUCACCCUUGAAAAACAGGCUGCAAAGCAACUCCCAGCCGCCGUGCUUUACCAGAAGCAGAUGAAGAAUAAAAAGGCCUUAAUAGACCCAAAGGCCAUCACAAAGUUUUCCCCAAUUCAAGAAAGCAGGGACCUUGAGCCAGAAUUUGGCAGCUACAUGGGAUCUGGAGCCUCCUCUGUAUCCAAUCUGGCUGCUAGGGCUAGGUUGCUUCAGGAUGAGAUUACUUUUGGACUAAGAAAGAACUUGUCUGAGCAGCAGAAAUAUCUGGGUUCCUCCUUGGGGGCCAACCUGUCAGGUUCUCUGAAUCUUGGGCAGUCUCUUGCACUAGGAUCCACUAUUAGGGCCACUGCCCAGGAUGAUGGCACCUACCCAAGUGGCACUCGCUCCCGUCCCUCUUCUCGCCCCUCUUCUCGCCCUUCUUCCGUCUAUGGCUUGGAUUUAUCUAUCAAAAGAGACCUAUCCAGUUCCUCACUGAGACUUAAAACAGAGGGAGAGGUCCUGGAUGCAGCAUUUGCCCCUGGGGUGGCCAGGGCAAAACCUACCAGUUUACCUAUCAGCCAAAGCCGGGGCCGCAUCCCCAUUGUGGCUCAGAACUCUGAGGAGGAAAGCCCUCUGAGCCCAGUGGGGCAGCCUAUGGGUAUGGCUAGAGCUUCAGCUGGUCCUCUCCCUCCCAUCUCUGCUGACUCAAGGGACCAAUUUGGGUCUAGCCAUUCUUUGCCAGAGGUACAACAACAUAUGAGGGAGGAAUCCCGGACGCGUGGCUAUGAUCGAGAUAUCGCGUUCAUCAUGGAUGACUUGCAAGGCGCCAUGUCUGACAGUGAAGCACUAAGUGAGUCCAUGCUGGCUUUGAACAGAGAUGAUGCGAGAAUCUUUCAUGAAAGUAUCAGACACGCUGGAGGCCCAAACUGGAAUAUAGAAGCCUACCACCUGAGGCGGGAAGACACCGACUGGUUUGAUAAGCCUAGAGAAGGGCAUCCUCAGAGUGGAAGCAUUUCAGACAGAAGACAGAUGAAACUGGUUCCUUAUGCCUUCCCUCACACUCACAUCAAGCUUAAGAGAGACAUGAAGGACACCAGUGUAUCAGGGAAUGGGCUUGGGAUCCGCGUGGUAGGCGGGAAGGAGAUUCCAGGCAGCCAUGGAGAGAUUGGAGCCUAUAUUGCCAAGGUCAUCCCUGGUGGUGUGGCUGAAGAAACUGGAAAAGUUAUAGAGGGAAUGCAGGUGCUGGAGUGGAACGGAGUCCCGCUAAUGGGAAAGACUUACGAGGAAGUGCAGUGCAUCAUGGGCCAGCCAUGUGCAGAGGCGGAGCUCUGUGUGAGACUCGACCUUAAUAUGCUGUCUGACCCUGAGCACCCACAAGCCCUGGAGCACCAUGUCCAGCUUAAGGCUGGAGGGCAGCGUUCCCCCGGUGUGGAUCCUAAGCAGUUGGCUGCAGAGCUGCAGAAGGUGUCUCAGCAGCAGGCUCCUGGUAUGGCUGGGGCAGUUGUUGGAACUGGGGGUUUGGGGGUCCUUUCUGCACUGGAGCGCUCUGCCCUCCUCCACUCAGGUACUGGAUCAGCCGCUUCCAGUGGAGUGCCAAGCCCCGGCCAGCCUGGAUCCCCUGCCAUAAACAAGAAACAGCGACAAAAGCCAACAGAGGUGAUAAAGACACCUCACCCGAUCACAGGAGAAAUUCAGCUCCAGAUCAACUAUGACAGAAACCUAGGAAACCUGAUCGUCCAUGUCCUGCAGGCUAGAAACCUGGCCCCGAGGGACAACGACGGCUACUCUGACCCUUUUGUGAAAGUGUACCUCCUUCCUGGGAGAGGCCAAGUCAUGGUUGUCCAGAAUGCAAGUGCUGAUAACAGGAGAAGGACCAAGUAUGCCCAGAAGACCACGAACCCUGAAUGGAACCAGACCGUCAUCUACAAGAACAUUCAUUUGGAGCAGUUGAAGAAAAAGACCCUGGAGGUGACAGUGUGGGAUUAUGACAGAUCCUCCUCCAAUGACUUUCUUGGAGAAGUGCUGAUUGACUUGUCAAACACUGCCCAGCUGGACAACACUCCUCGCUGGCUGCCUCUGAAGGAGCAAAGUGAAAGCAUUGAGCACAGCAGAGCCCACCAUGCAGCCCAGGGCCCGCCAGGGUCCGGGUCAGGUCAAGGUCUUGGUCAGGGAUAUGGCCAGGGUCAGGCCCACAUGUCAGGGCCCGGACAGGGGCAUGGAAUGGGACAGGGUCUCGCUCCGGGGCAGGGAGAAGGGGGUCACGAUUCACCUAAAAACUCUGUCAUCAAGAGCAGAAGCCACGGAAUCUUCCCUGAUCCAGCCAAAGACAUGCAAAUGUUGCCUUUGGAAAAGUCACACAGCAGCCCGGGCAGCUCAAAGUCUUCCUCUGACGGCCAACUGCGCUCCCAUGGCCCGUCCCGAAGCCAAAGCAAGAGCAGCGUCACUCAGGCCCACCUUGAAGAUGCCGGGAUAGCCAUUGCUGCUGCCGAGGCUGCCGUGCAACAGUCCCGCCUGCAACCAAGACCGGGACACCGGCUAGGUGAUGUCUCAGGUUCAGUGGUGCUGUCUGCCCCAAGUCUCGUUGGAGAUGCCUACAGCGGUCUGGAUGGGGAGGAAGGGGCAGGCACUGGGGUGGACAGCGCCAUUUUUCAAGUGCCACGCAUUGGCAAGACUAUUCCUAACGGCACCGACAAAAACCAACAAGGGACUCCUGAAAAUGAAGGUGGUAAAACACAAGUAAUGGGGGAGAUCAAGGUCGCUCUGAAGAAGGAGGUGAAGACAGAAGGGGACCAACUGGUCUUGGAGAUCCUUCAGUGCAGAAACAUCACGUACAAGUUCAAAAGCCCAGAUCACCUACCAGACCUAUAUGUGAAGUUGUAUGUGGUGAACGUCGCCACUCAGAAGAGAAUCAUCAAGAAGAAGACCAGAGUCUGCCGACAUGACAGGGAGCCUUCUUUCAAUGAGACCUUCAGAUUCCCCCUAAACCCAACUGGACACUCCAUCCAGCUUUUCUUGGUGUCUAAUGGAGGGAAGUUCAUGAAGAAGACCUUAAUAGGGGAAGCCUACAUCUGGCUUGACAAGGUGGACAUGAGGAAGAGAGUGGUCAGCUGGCACAAACUGUUCGUCAGCUCGACUCAGACCAACCCCUGAGGACCAGGCCAAAAAGACGGACAGCGUAAAGUUCAGGGAUUUGAUGACAAAAUGCUCGAGUGAGAGGAAAGAAGAUGAGAGGAAAUGAGAAAAAAAAUAAUUUAAGUUAUGUCCUCCCUUUAUAAGUCAUAAGAAAAAGGGAAUUAUGCGAAAACAACAUUGCAAUUGUAUCAGUCCAACACUGCCAGCACACAUGUCCACCUCUUCCCAUGUCGAGGCUCUGAGGGCUAUUGGCUUUGCAUGUACGAUGCAAAAACCGAGGCAGGCACUGAUAGAUACUCCACAGCAAUACGGCUUUGAGGGCAGUCACGCCUUCUUCAACAUAGCUCCAAUUCCACAAUCCACAUGAGGCAUGGCUGUUUUGUUGCUUUGCAACUGUGCUAACCACAGAGGAAAAGAUAAAAAAAUAAAUAAAAAUGAAAUUGCAUUUUCUCUAUAUGAGAGUCAUUGUUGUGAUGCCCAAAUGCUGAUUGUGAUGUGUGUGGACUUCGGUGGUAUUGAAAUGUUUAACGAUGAUGGAAUGCAUUUUGUUUUGUAUAAUAGUCUAUCACUUUCAUGUAAAAAAAAAAAAAGAAAAAAGGAACUAACAAAGCUUAUGUAGAAGUGAGCUGACCUAUGCGGUGAGAUGAAGAUUAAAUGUACAGCACCUUCUGACUGUAAAUACCCCACGUGCAGAAAUACAGAGCAUAUCAGAAAAUCACAUUGUACAGUGAUAUUUAUAUGAUAUACAAAGAUAUCAGAUGCAGAAUAUAUCUAAAUAUACAGUCUAAGAGUUGUUCUCUUGUCACUAGAUUAUAAGAUUAUUAUAUAUAUAUGCAUAAAAUAUAGACAUUUGAUCUUUAGACUGAAGCUAUGGGUGGCGCACUGACAAUCCAUUAAUUUAUGGUGUAGGCAGUCUUAAUAAUUAUUAUGUGAAUGCGGACCUAUGUGAGCUCAAGGAUGUUUGUGAUCAUGUUCAGCAGCUCCCUCUGUCCGUCUGGUCAAGGUCAACAUAUGAUUACUAUUUCACAAGCAUGAUAUAGUAGGACAGGCUCGACUCACAAUAAAAAUGAACGGCAUCUCAUAGGGCUCCGAAGCCCCAAGCGUACGCUGCGUUGAAUGUUCCAAGCCAUCCUUAGAGGACGACAAGCGCUUAUCACAUCUGUGUCACGUGUGCAACAUUUUACUUUAAGGCUGUAGUAGUGGCUUAGAGUUCGUUGUUUCUUUCUGUGCUUUCCUUCCAUGUUAUUACACGGUUGGUAUGGACGUGUAAAUUCACACACAUUGUGUCAAAACCCUAACUAGAGUUGAAACUGUCAUUACCUCAGUGUUAGUAAAGCCCCCCCAGUCUGAGUUUUUCCUGGAAAUGAUUUUUAAAGUGCAGAAAAAAAAGAAUAUAUUUGUGUGUUUGGCUGUGCUGUAAAACACCGUACUGUUUUGUGUCAGUGACUCCCGUUAAAACACAGUGAACCAGCCUCUUUUCACUGCCCGGGACCAAAACACUCACUCAGGCCCACCGGGGCCCGGUCAUGUUUGGGGUCAGACUAACGCCAGAGGCCAGUGUCAAUACUGGAACACGAGCAGAUAAAACAUGUUUUCGUCUCGUUUUGCCAUCACAUCUACAGGAGGAGAAUAGUGACCCUCAGAGCUACUGUCUGGGUGUUUAGGCAUAUCACAGGGCUGACGACGCAACAUGGACAAAACAAACGCUGAGAACAAGAUGUCACUUAUCUCUUAUAUGAAUCCUAAAGCGACCCUGAACAUAAAGGAGAGCAUAACAAGUGAAGGAACGUGGUUGGAUUUUUUUUUGUUUGUUAUUUUUCCAAUGUUGACAAUUAUUUUGCUGUGCCAACCUUGAUUAUAUAUAUAUUUGUUAUCAUUUUUUAUUCCAGACCCAUUCUUUGAAGUAAUUCUAUGCAACAUAUGUGUUUGAAUGCAUUUGUGUUUUUUGGAAUCAAAAGUUUUAUCCGUGAACAUAUCGUCUUCAAAUAUGUCUUAAUAGGAAAAAAAUAAAUUAACAUUUAAUUUGUACAUCACUGAAAGAAAAUAUUAAAUAUAUUGAUUUUUUUACUGAUUUUAUUAUAUAUCGAUGCUAACAGCUGUUAACAUCUCCAUGGAGCUUGUGCACUUUAUUAUGACAUUGCUUGGUUUGUUACCAUUAUCAUGACAUGCAAGGUUACGUGUUUUGUGUUUCUGCACUGAAAUGGACUGAGUCAUGGUGUACGUAUGUGGUGGCAGAAAAUAUUGUGCUGUGCAUUUUGUAUUUAUGUGGCAAAAAGAAAAAAAACAAACAUGCAGACAUAUUUGGAGUUCCUAAACACAAUGCACAAUCUUGGUGGGGUGGGGCACACUUAACUUAAUCAUCCUCAUAAUGUAUCUAACAGUUCGUGUACACGGUACAGAAAAUACGAAAUGUUAUCUCGAUGCUGCGUCAUGACUGUUUAACCCCUCGUGUUUCAUUAGGCCUCCUUCCAGCUAAAUACUGUUCGUUUAGAUCAGCCGUUGCGUGUAAUCGUGAAACCACUCAUUCGUUGUUGUCCUGAAGGGUGUGAAUGUGACUCAAGUUGUUUGACAUGUGUACAUAAAGUGUUUAUUUUCUACAAAGAUUGAAUGUUUAUAUUGUCCGACGUUUGAGCAUGUGUGUGUCGAAAAAAAAAAAGAAAAAUUAACCGCAAAAGACUUAAAACUGUACAGCGAUGCGUGUCUAUAGUUGUAUAAGGGGAGUUGACUGUGUAAUGAAAACAUGUGCUGUCAACUGAUGACUAUCUGUGCAACUGCGUCCCGUGAACUGCUGAAACAACACAAAGGGAGAAAAAAAAAAUAUUCAACUUCAAUAGUCGUCUGAAACUUUCCGUUUUGGAUGUUGCAUGUUUUGUUGAUGGUUUGUCAGUAUAUUUUGCCUAAAGAUUAUGUUUAAAAAGAGAGAGAAUAUGUAUAGAUUUAUCUGUAUGCUGAGUGUGAAGAAAUAUGCUUGUAAAAUUGUCUUGUUUUUCACCCAGUGUAAAAACAAAGCAUAUACUGUUAUGGUUUUGUGGUUGUACACAGGAUGUGUUGAGAUAUGCAAAUUGUGCUGUAAAAAAAAUCAGCGUUUCCCCUGAGUCUAAAGAAUAAAUAUUAAGAAGAGCUAUAUUGCA